AUGCUUUCAUUUGAUUUUAUUAAAUAUAGUAAACUCAUAUUAAAAAAGUUAGAACAUUCUAAAAAGUGCCUUAUUUUCCUCAUUGCUCUUAGAUUAUUUAAUUCUUUAUUUGUUGUAACUUCAUUUUUCCCUGAUGAAUAUGCUCAAUCAAUAGAAAUUUCCCAUUAUUGGGUUUUUGGCUAUGGUCACAUGCCCUGGGAGUGGGAACCUUGUAUAUCUUUAAGAUCAGUUAUUCACCCUUUUUUAUACGCAAUAUUAUUUUAUAUUUUGAAAAUUACUAAAUUAGAUUACCCUAUUGCUGUUUUAUAUGCACCUAAAAUUUUUCAAGGGUUAUGUGCAGCACUUGGUGAUUAUGGCUUAAUGAAAUUGAUUAAACUUUGGUAUUUGGUAUUAUAUAAAAAAAAUAAUAUGAAAAGUGAUGAUAAUGCAAUAUUUACAAUUUUAAUUUGCCAUUUUUUUUGUUGGUUUUAUUUCUACUGCAUUUGUAGAACAUCGUCUCUUUCAUUUGAAUGUUUAUUUAAUAUAUGGGGUAUCUAUUUUUUAUCAAAAAAUUAUUACCCUUUAAAGGAAAAAGACAAGAACAUAAGUAAUAAUAGUAACUAUAAAGUAAAAAAAAGUUUGCAAAUAGUAAAAUUUUUCGAUUUAAGGGAAGAAAAAAUUCCAAAAAAUAACACAAAUAGUGAUUUAAAAAAAAGAAAAGAUAUCACAGAAAAUAAAGAUUUUUUAAUCAGUGAAGGUAGAAACGACACUUCAUGUGAUAACAACACAAAUAAGAUUUACGAAGAAAGUAAAAAUAAGGACCUUCCAAGAAAUGAAAAAUUAUCUAUGCAUAACAAAAGUUCUAAUCUUAGUGUUGAUAUAAAGGAAUUAAAUGAAAUAAAAUAUUUUCAUAUUAAAAAUUUAAUAUUAAGUUUAUUGUUUAGUUCUUUUUGUGUACUAUUUAGGCCAAAUGCAGCACUGUUUUGGUUAUGCAUAUAUAUCCUUUAUUUUAUAAAAUCAGCUAAUAAUAAGUAUAUUUUGGAUUAUAAAGAAGUUUUUUUCAUUGGGACUUCUUAUGCUGUUAUAUUUUUAUCAAUUUCCAUAGCGAUAGACUCGUACUAUUAUGGAAAAAUAACUGUUUCAUUUAUUAAUUUCCUUUUAUUUAAUUUUAUUAGUAGUCAAAAUUCUUUUUUUGGAAAGCAUCCCUUUCAUUUUUAUUUUUCUUCUGUUAUACCAUCAAUUUAUUUAACUCUAACACCUUUUACUUACUAUAGUUUUAUUUUUUUUUACAAAAAAUUAAAAAAAAAAAAAAAAAAAUUAUUUUAUGUAUUAUCAAGAAUAGAUUAUGUUACAUAUAUUGCAACAUUUGUAGAAGUUUUAUUUCUAUCAUUUAGUAUUCAUAAAGAGCAUAAACUUGUAAUUGGGUACCUUCCUUUUUUGACUAUAUUAACAGGGCUAAUGUUGCAUAAAACUAUAAGAAAUAUAGAAAAUUCAGAACAAACUGAUAAAAGAAAAAAGUUUUUCUUCUAUUUAAAUGUAAGUUUUUUUAUUCAUUUAAUAUGUAUAUUUUUUUUUAGCUAUAUUCAUAAUCGUUCUCCUGAAAAAGUGUCAGCUUACUUUAGAAAUUUAAAAACAAAUAAUGAUAAUAAUAUUUCUAUAUUUAUAACAGAUUGUUAUGAUAUCCCAUUAUACUCUCAUAUACAUAGAAAAUUUAAAAUUGGAUUUCUUGAUUGUUCUCCUAUAAUAAAAAACGGUAUGCUUAUAAAUAAUUGGAGAAAAAUUAUAUACGAUGAUAAAUUUGGUAAAACAUUUUAUGAUUUAUUUGAUGUAAACAAAAAUACUUCUAAUUCUAUUUCUCCAUAUAUAAUUCCAGAAAAAUCAUUCUAUUGGUUUGGCUAUCACAACUUCAAUCCUAAACAGAAUUUUCAAUUUUCAUAUAAUAUCAUAAAUUUUUCUUGUUUAGAUUAUCGUUAUUCAUUUCCAUUAAAUGGAGAGCUUCCUCUUUAUAUAGUCACAAAUUCAAUUAACUUACCAUACUUAACAAAUUUUUUAAAAGAAUUUAAUUAUCAUCUUGAAGGAAAUCCUUUUUUUUCUUAUUUUUUAAUAAACGAAAAUAAAAAAAUAGUUGUAGUUAAUCAUUAUAUUUUUAAAAAAUAUUCCAUUAGUUAA
Plasmodium gallinaceum is the source of this 2148-nucleotide messenger RNA. It is a transcript of the gene GPI10, whose product is annotated as GPI mannosyltransferase 3, putative. Gene Ontology annotation, molecular function: alpha-1,2-mannosyltransferase activity. Gene Ontology annotation, biological process: GPI anchor biosynthetic process. Bases 1 to 2148 code for a protein of 715 amino acids. NCBI's taxonomy places the organism in Eukaryota, Apicomplexa, Aconoidasida, Haemosporida, Plasmodiidae. The transcript has a single exon. The record is from RefSeq and is a predicted model, not a curated record. Gene Ontology annotation, cellular component: endoplasmic reticulum membrane.